AUGGCAGGCAGCUUCCUUUCCUGCCGGGUGUGUCUGCUCAGGACAAUCCAACUCGCUGCUGGACGAGGUAUUGCGGAGGCGCCAACCCUCAGAGCAGCAGCUGCGCAUCGAAGCCAGCGAAGCAGCAGCAGCAGCAGCAGCAGCAGAAGCAGAAGCUAUACGGCGGCGGCGCUGCCUGCAGUCUCGGCUCCUGUCGACGCACCGAGAACCCUACAAGCUCCUCACGGAGAAGAGUCAGAAGCAGUGGCGGAAAAGAAGCAGCACGAGAAGCUGCAGCGCGCCGUCAACAAACACCUGAGCUAUAUGCAGGACCCAUGGAAGAUCGCACGCCACGUCGACCAGACGCUCGCAAAGGAUCGAUUCGACGAAGCGCUGCUCCUGACGCAAAGGGCGAGCAAGGAUCGCCAGGUCGUCGUCGCCUGGAACCACCUCAUUGACUAUCAGCUCGAGAAGCAGCAUCUGAAGAAAGCCAUCACGCUCUUCAACGAGGUAGGUACCCUGGCCAGCUCACCACCCACCGCCCCCCAUACACACCUCUGUUCUGAUAUUCUGACAGACGUCGUAAAACAGAUGAAGAAGCGUGGCCAGUUACCCAAUGUCCAGACUUUCACCGUCAUCUUUCGAGGCUGCGCCAGGUCACAGCACCCCAAAGCCGCCGUCGCCGAAGCCGUCAAGCACUAUAAUGUCCUCAUGGCCGACAAGCGUAUCCAGCCAAACUCGAUACAUCUCAACGCCGUGCUCAACGUGUGCGCCAGGGCAGGAGACCUCGAUUCCAUGUUUCUGAUCGCCGACACCGUCAACGACUCCACACGAGCACCAACUGCAUACACAUACACCACCCUCUUGAACGCCCUGCGCCACAGCGUCUUGAAGGAUACCAAGGACCUGCCCGACGAGCAACGAACAACCAACUUGCAAAGAGUCGUGGACCGAGCAAACGGCCUCUGGAUCGAAGUCAUGGACAAGUGGAAGCAAGGUCGACUCGUCAUCGACGAAGAGCUCGUCUGCUCCAUGGGCCGCGUCUUGUUGCUCUCACCAAAACGCGAGGACAAGCGCCUCGUCCUGGAACUCUUGCAGCAGACCAUGAACGUUCCGAAUCUCGCCAACGCCCCCGGCUCAGACCCCUUCCAAGACGCCGACAUGCAAAACGUCUCCGUCACCAACACCCCCAGAGCCGUCGCUGCGUCCAAGGCCGUCUACGCCGUCCCAAGCCGCAACACCCUCGCCCUGCUCCUGACCACCCUCGCAUCCUCAAAGCUCACUACAGUCGGCAUCAAGUACUGGAACCUCAUGGUCCGCCACUACGGCAUCGUCCCCGACAACGACAACUGGCUCCGCAUGUUUGGCAUGCUCAAGGUAGCCAAGGCCAGCGCCCACGCGGCAUCGAUUCUCGAAAUCCUCCCCGCCGAAUUCGUCCACACCAAGCCCUACCGCAUCGCAAUGGAGACCUGCGUCCGCGACAACAUCAACCCCAACGCCGUUGGCAACUCCACCGCCAUCCUCAAUUCCAUGAUGUCCCGCCUCGACGUCCCGGACAUCCACACCCUCCGUCUCUACCUGCGAGUCGCCCUCGUCAGUCACCAUCAUCUCCGCACCCGCGCCCGGAGCGGCGACCGACAAGGCGCCAAGCGCGACUACGGCGUCCAAAUCGCCUCGGCUCUCGCCAAUCUCUGGGAGCCCUACAAGAAGGUCCACUACCGCUAUUUCAAAGCGACUCCCCCGCCAGCCGACAAAAAGGACGACGGGGUCCUGUACAACAACAAGCGAGAGGUCAUUGCUCUUGCGCGGCUCAUGUUUUCCGCCUUCAACAAGGUCCUCAACGAAAGCAUGCUCCCAGAAGCGGACUUGCGCGAGCUGCGUCCUGUUGGAGCCAAGAUCAACCGGGAAAUUCAAGCCUUCUACUCGAAUCGUGAGCAGGCAGAACCGAAAUUACGACCGUCAUCAAGUAGCGAGCCUGACGUCGAGCCUGACGUCGAGAAUGAAGUCCCGGUCGCCGUCGAGGAUGCUGCUCAUCGGCAGGGCGGAGCCUUUGUAUGGGACACGACAAAACCCGCAGAUCCCGCGUCCUUUCGAAAGCAACGUACUUGA
This is a messenger RNA of Metarhizium album ARSEF 1941, 2088 nucleotides long. Its product is annotated as pentatricopeptide repeat protein. Gene Ontology annotation, molecular function: protein binding. The record is from RefSeq and is a predicted model, not a curated record. NCBI's taxonomy places the organism in Eukaryota, Fungi, Ascomycota, Sordariomycetes, Hypocreales, Clavicipitaceae. The transcript has a single exon. The coding region runs from base 1 to 2088 and encodes 695 amino acids.